This is a messenger RNA of Hyaloscypha bicolor E, 2064 nucleotides long. RefSeq names its product class II aaRS and biotin synthetase. The record is from RefSeq and is a predicted model, not a curated record. The transcript is spliced from 5 exons. Gene Ontology annotation, cellular component: cytoplasm. Bases 1 to 2064 code for a protein of 687 amino acids. Gene Ontology annotation, molecular function: biotin--[biotin carboxyl-carrier protein] ligase activity. NCBI's taxonomy places the organism in Eukaryota, Fungi, Ascomycota, Leotiomycetes, Helotiales, Hyaloscyphaceae. Gene Ontology annotation, biological process: protein modification process.
AUGGCAUCCCGAAAAGUGAAUGUCCUAGUCUAUUCUGGCAAUGGAAGCACAAUUGAGUCUGUACGGCAUUGUCUAUACACUCUCCGGCGUCUGCUCUCACCAAAUUAUGCCGUCAUCCCCGUGACUGAUAUCGUCAUUCUGAAGGAACCAUGGACGGCAUCCUGCGCUCUCCUGGUGUUUCCUGGAGGGGCUGAUAUGGGGUAUUGUCGGUCUUUGAAUGGGGAAGGUAAUCGACGUAUCGAUCAGUAUGUACGUCGAGGUGGUGCUUACCUCGGAUUUUGCGCUGGAGGGUACUACGGGACUGCCCGGUGCGAGUUCGAAGUCGGGAACAGAGUUUUAGAAGUCAUUGGACCUCGAGAAUUGUCUUUCUUUCCUGGAACAUGUCGUGGCUGCGCUUUCAAGGGCUUUGUAUACCACAGCGAAGCUGGUGCCAAAGCAGUGCAACUCUAUGUUGACGAGGAAGCGUUCAAGGGCGGCAUUGUGCCACAGACGUUCAGAUCCUACUAUAACGGUGGAGGCGUCUUUGUGGAUGCCCGGAAAUACGCUGAUAAAGGUGUCGAGAUUCUUGCAAGCUACGUGGAUCCAUUGGAUGUUGAUGGAGGAGAUGGAGCGGCAGCUGUUGUAUAUUGCAAAGUUGGAGAGGGCGGGGCACUGCUUACGGGGCCUCAUACGGAGUUCGCUGCUGUAAACCUCGACCCAAAGUCGGACAGUCCAGAUUAUCCACAGCUUGUUAAAGCUUUGGCAGAAGCUGACUCGUCACGUGUCAAUUUUCUCAAGGCAUGCUUGGCCAAGUUGGGGCUGAUUAUCAGCCAGGAGACAACUACGGUACCUUCCCUAUCUCGCCUACAUCUUUCGUCACUGCAUCACUUCCUAGUCCCAGAACUGCUGGUAGCGUGGGAGCACAUUAUCACCAAGGAGGAUGGCGAAGAGUACAUUAAAGGAGAAAAUGAUACCUUCCACCUCGAGAAACAAGAUUCGAGGUGGUCGCUGAACUCUCUUAUCAAAACUCUACCAACACCUGGCAUCUUGAAAGGAAGCAAUGAACAUGCAGCUGAUCAAACGAAUGAUGUUGGGUCGAAUGACAGAAUAGUCGACUAUAACGCCAUCACCAAGCGUCUGAUCCCACACGAAACAGAAUGGCCAGGAACGAAAGAAACCCCUUACUUCAAUCACCACUCAUUCUACGCCAACCUCCGAAAAUACCAAGAAGAGAGAGAUGGCGAAGCAGAAGAGUUUGGAAAGUACCUAAUGUAUGGGGAGGUUGUGACCAGUACGAACACGAUGUUAGAAAAGAAUAUCAAAUUACUUUCAAACGUCCCCACGGGCUUCACAUUCACAGCAACAACUCAAGUAGCUGGUCGAGGUCGAGGAUCGAAUGUCUGGGUCUCGCCUGCUGGAUCUCUGGUCAUGUCCGUCUGCAUGAAGCAUCCAAUGGAGCUCAGUAAUAGCGCCCCCGUUGUGUUCAUUCAAUAUCUCGCUGCUAUUGCGAUCGUUGAAGGCAUCCAGUCCUACGAUCGCGGCUACAAGGACUUCCCAGUGAAGCUCAAAUGGCCGAAUGAUAUAUACGCACAAGACCCAACCAAGCUUGGAAAGAAGGAAUACAUCAAAAUUGGCGGGAUCCUCGUAAACUCCUCAUACUCCGCUGGUUCCUACGACCUCGUCGUGGGCAUCGGCCUGAAUACCACCAACGCUGCUCCAACUACCUCUUUGAACGCACUACUGUCAACUCCGGCCUUCUCUUCUCUCGCACCCUUUACUUUAGAAAAGCUUCUCGCCCGAAUCCUCACCAAAUUUGAAACUAUCUACAAGCGCUUCCUACGGACUGGCUUUGAUCACAAGUUGGAAGAAACCUACUAUAAAAACUGGCUCCAUACAGAUCAAAUCGUGACCCUGGAGGCCGAAGGAGGAGUGCGAGCGAGGAUCAAGGGGAUCACGACCAAUUGGGGACUUCUCAAAGCUGAAGAGUUGGGGUGGGAAGACCGACCAACGGGCAAAAUUUGGGAGUUGCAGAGUGACAGUAACAGCUUCGAUUUCUUCCGUGGGUUGCUGAAGAGGAAGGCGUAA